Messenger RNA from Conger conger (European conger), 3154 nucleotides. RefSeq names its product ATPase H+ transporting V0 subunit b (gene atp6v0b). Lineage: Eukaryota; Metazoa; Chordata; Actinopteri; Anguilliformes; Congridae. Gene Ontology annotation, molecular function: proton-transporting ATPase activity, rotational mechanism. The record is from RefSeq and is a predicted model, not a curated record. Gene Ontology annotation, cellular component: proton-transporting V-type ATPase, V0 domain. The transcript is spliced from 8 exons. The coding region runs from base 226 to 843 and encodes 205 amino acids. Gene Ontology annotation, biological process: proton transmembrane transport.
CACGUGUGUGCGGCGCUUCGUCACAUGAUGAGCUGCUGAUUCUCUGUUCCGCUCUCGGAAUCGAGGCUCUUUUCUACAGUUCCCAACGCUGCUGGCAGAAAACAUAUCAACCGAUUUUUAUGGGAUUUCAGUAGGUAGAUUUAGUUAGAUGAAAGGAUUACACGUGGAAGUUUUAUAUUAAAAUAUUACUGACCAUUAUACGUGCUUUGGAAGUGUGAAAGCAUCAUGAACGGGCACGCCAUUCUCUACAGCGGGGUCACUUUGGCCUUCUGGAGUACCAUCCUCAUCGUCGGCAUUUGUUACACAAUAUUUGACCUUGGAUUCCGGUUUGAUGUAGCAUGGUUUCUGACGGAGACGUCUCCAUUCAUGUGGGCUAACCUUGGAAUAGGCCUCGCCAUAUCCCUCUCCGUGGUUGGAGCUGCAUGGGGCAUUUACAUCACGGGUUCCAGCAUCAUUGGGGGUGGUGUCAAAGCUCCAAGGAUCAAAACAAAGAAUCUGGUCAGCAUUAUUUUCUGUGAAGCCGUCGCUAUCUAUGGGAUCAUAAUGGCUAUCGUCAUAAGUAACAUGGCUGAGAGCUUCAGUGGAACCACUCCAGAAAGCAUUGGGCCAAAAAACUAUCAAGCAGGCUACUCCAUGUUCGGCGCGGGUCUGACCGUGGGUUUCUCCAACCUCUUCUGCGGUAUCUGUGUGGGCAUUGUGGGCAGCGGGGCAGCCCUGGCCGAUGCCCAGAACGCCAGCCUCUUUGUCAAGAUCCUCAUCGUGGAAAUCUUUGGCAGUGCCAUUGGUCUCUUCGGGGUCAUUGUCGCCAUCCUGCAGACCUCAAAAGUAAAAAUGGGAGAUUAGAAGAUGAGAAAAUUCCAGACGACCAACAGAAGAUGAAACGUGUUGUUCAGGAGAACAUAAUGAAUUGUGUAUAUAUUUAGUAAUUUAUUUAAAUGUUUUUUUUUCUCGCGCCUGUUUUAACCCUUCAUUUGCUGGAGAGUGACUGGCUUGUCAAGCUUCUGCGCAUCCGCGCCACGUUAUCUUAAAGAAGUAAAGCCCCCUAGGUUACAGGCACUAGUCUGUACACCUUUAAGAAAAUCAUCUCUAAUUGGUCAUCAGAUCAAGGCUAGUUCAUUUUGAUUGGUCUUGUGAAUCAUCUCCUUAUUGUAUCAAGUUCAUAAGGCAGUCAGAAUAAGUACUUAGGGUAACGGGGUGUUUGAUAAGUAAACCCUUGAAUUCACCUUGAGUCCUGGGCAUAGGAGAUCGCCAAUUCAUUUUAGUCAAUUGUGUUAUUAUUAAUUUGAUGAUAGGCUGGCGAAAAUCCAGAUUUGAAAAAUUAAAUUGCAGUAGCUCUCGCUGUAAAGCUGCUUCUUUGUGGUGUAUGAAACCGCAAUGGUGUGUUUUGUGACAGUUUCUCUUUUAAGUGGAUGUAAAUGUUCACAGUAUUUGACCAUCCCUUAGUAUUGUAGCUAAUUGCUGUGCAGAACCAGAGGCCAGUAGCUUCAGCUGUGGCUUUCCGGACUGGCUGUGACCACUGUCAUGUCUGGUUCUGUCGCCAUGGGGGUCCUGCGGCCCCCCUACUGACCUUCAUUCUCUUCUCUCAGCGAUUUGAAUUAGACCGACAUUACUCGGUGUGAAAGAGAGACGUUUUAAGUAUUUAGCAUAACCGCUUAUUACUGCUGAUUUGCAUAGCACAGCAAAUUAAAGUCUCAAUUUUUUCAAAUGUAGAUUAAUUACAAACAAUCUAGGUUGCUGUGAAAUAUUAAUGCUGGCACCUCUGCUUUAGCGGAAUGUUAAAUUGUUUCUCGCCCACUGGCAUAGACGUCAGGAAUGAUGAACACUCUUCAGCUGUGAAUGGUUAAAAAGGAGAGAGUAUAGAUAGUGUGUAUAUAUAUAUAUCUGUAUACUGGUAUAUAUAAAGAGAUUUUUUUCUGUCCUUAUAAUUGUGAAGCAUGAGGGUGUUUACUAUUCCUUGUUCCCUGGUCGUGCUCGUCAUCGAUUUUUAUUUUAUUUGUUUUUUUUUUUGCUUUUGAAAAAUGCAGGGGAUAUUGAGGUCUCCUCUUACUCCUCCCUUCACCUUUGCUGAGUGCUGUGGGUGAAAGGGAUCGUAUACUCUGUCGCACACCUCUCAGCCCUGGAAAAAUAACAGCUGGCCCUGGGUUUACACUGCAUCACACUGGUAAAUCAGGUUUCAUGACUUCCGCUUUAUACCUUUUUACAUGUAGUUGGUACGGAAACAGACUGACCGCUAUUAAUGUCGGCCCUGACUCAUCAAUUCUGCCGACUUGAAUGCUCAGAUAUUUGCUCAUUGGUUGAGUGCAUGCAACAAAAGCAGGGUUUUUUCUGUAAAACACUGAUCUGAUCUAUCCAUCGUUUGGACAUCGUUUAAUCUGCUUCACCAGCUGCACAAUCUGAAAUACCAGCUCAUGGGUACAUACAUGGGCUUGCUUUUUAUUUGGGGGUGAAAAAACUGCUCUGACCUUUUAUCUGUUUUGUUCAUCUGUGGAUUGAAUUGUAUUCAUUUGAUUAAUGGCCAUAGAAAAUAAUGCAAAUUAAACUCGAAUGCUUUCAGGUGGCUUAAUUUAUUCUAAAAACAAGAUAAGCCAGGUUACCCUUUCCGUAAUUAUAUGCAUUUCAUACAAUUCUAGAAAUGGUUUUUAGUAGUUUUACCUGAUUUGAGUGUUCUUGGUGCAAACGAGCCUCGGCCCAUAUAGCUCAUUAGAAUCCCAAAAUAUUUGCUGCAGUCUUUAUUUUGAGGGUGGCCCAGAUGUAGUGAUAAGUGUGCAGUUCAUCUUGUUAGUAUUUGCUGCAACGUCCCAAAUAGCAGAAUUCAUUGUCGGUAACAUCCAGUAGACCGUAAUCUCACAACCAUGUCCAAUCUUCCCCAAGUAACGUAUGUGCGAAUGCCACUCUGUUUGUCACUAUUACACUGUAUUGUGAUAUAUUUUUGUGCUUUCUUCUUGUAUUGGUACAUUCCUAAAUUGUCAUCUGCGUAGAGGUUCAUUGAUGAUCAUGGACAGAAGACCUGUAGACAGUGCUCCUGUUUCAGUGACUGUGUUUAAAAUGUUGGUGUGGUGAAGCUCUUCUUUCAGGCGUGUGUACAAGUUGCUUCUCUUAUAUUGACUUCUUAAUUUGUCCGGAUCCUGUUGAGAAAUAAAAUCUCUGAACUCUG